AUGGGGGAUAGGUUCGUUUCUACCAAAGAAUUAGAGGAAAUACGGAAGCGUAGACAAGAAGAAUGGGAAAAAGUUAGAAAACCUGAGGACCCUAUCGAAGCACCGGAAGAACAGAUUGACCACCGUUCUUUAUAUGAGAGGCUGAAGGAAGUGCGAGACAAAAAGCAGGCAGAGUGGGAAGAAGAACACAAAUUUAAAAACAUGAUUCGAGGUUUAGACACUGAAGAAAGCGACUUUCUUUCUAAGGUUGACAGUUUGCGCGCAGAGCAGGAUCGAAAAAAAAAGGAGGAAGAAAUGGCAAUAUUAAGCGAGUUUAAUAAAGCACGUUCAAAAGAAAUGGACGAGAGUGCAGUUUCUGCAGUCCCGCAACUUAAACCUCCAGCAGUUAACAGUAAAGGUAGCAAGGAAAGUAAGCAAGCUGCUUUAAUUAAAGGGGCGAUAAAGCGAAAGAGUUCUGGGGAUGUUCCUGAUAGCGAUAACAAAAAAAUUGCAGUCGUAAAUCCAAAGCCGAAUGGGGCUAAACCUAUAGCUGUUUCAGCUAUUAAGAUCAUUGGGCAUUUGCCCGGGAUAGUGCAUUAUUCUUCGUCAAGUGAUUCUGAUUCGACUUCCGAUAGUAAUUCUGAUAGCACAGAUGAUAUGCCAGUUUUACCAGUCCUCAUCCAAAGUACACCAGAAAAGAAUGAGAAAUCGAAGCCGUCUUCCACAGAUGACACUGAAGAAGAAUAA
Messenger RNA from Enterobius vermicularis (human pinworm), 726 nucleotides. Lineage: Eukaryota; Metazoa; Nematoda; Chromadorea; Rhabditida; Oxyuridae. The record is from the annotation of a GenBank genome assembly.